GUACUUUUUCCUAAGGGUCAUACGUGACAGAAAACAACUUGAGUAGGCUAACCUCUGCCAAUGUAGGCUAUUAAAGCCAUAGUUUAUACUCAUUACUGCAGAAGUCUUCCAGCACACGUUCUCUGCUUCUGUAGGCAUUCUGGUGCAAUUCCAGCGAAAUAUAGCUAGGACGGAGUAGAUUCACCUCCUCACUCUGAUACAACAGCUGAGAAAGCAGACAGACCAUCACCUAUCUCAACAAUGAAGUCAGCAGCUCUCCUCACACUUCUGGCUGUCCUGCUCUUCGUAGAUGUGAGAGGUAAGGGCUCCAGUCAUCUGCUGACCAAGGUGCUACAUGGUGGUCUGUAUCUGAAGUUUACAUCUACUUGUGUCCUCAUUGUCACUUUGAAGGAUAAUGGAGGACAAAAGUGCCUGAAUCCAGAGAGCAGUUUUGCCAAGAAUUUCAUCAAGAAAGCCAUCAAAAGGAGAUAA
This is a messenger RNA of Alosa sapidissima (American shad), 471 nucleotides long. RefSeq names its product C-X-C motif chemokine 11-6-like. The coding region runs from base 241 to 471 and encodes 76 amino acids. Gene Ontology annotation, molecular function: chemokine activity. Gene Ontology annotation, biological process: immune response. The transcript has 3 exons. Lineage: Eukaryota; Metazoa; Chordata; Actinopteri; Clupeiformes; Clupeidae. Gene Ontology annotation, cellular component: extracellular region. The record is from RefSeq and is a predicted model, not a curated record.